This is a messenger RNA of Engraulis encrasicolus (European anchovy), 6697 nucleotides long. RefSeq names its product general transcription factor IIIC, polypeptide 2, beta (gene gtf3c2). The record is from RefSeq and is a predicted model, not a curated record. NCBI's taxonomy places the organism in Eukaryota, Metazoa, Chordata, Actinopteri, Clupeiformes, Engraulidae. Gene Ontology annotation, molecular function: protein binding. Gene Ontology annotation, cellular component: transcription factor TFIIIC complex. The transcript is spliced from 21 exons. Gene Ontology annotation, biological process: transcription by RNA polymerase III. Bases 223 to 4344 code for a protein of 1373 amino acids.
AUUUCUUUCGGUUGGGGGCAGCAAUGAGCAAAAUCAGACAGUAUGGGAUAAGUGUACAAACAUGGCGGAGCACACAAUCGCGUUGGGCUCGUGGUUUCAGAGCGAAUUCUGAAUGACAGAAAUUACUCGAAUUUGCUGCUGAUUCAGAUAUUCGGACAGCUGAAAGACGACAGCAUGCAUAGGUAGAAGUCAGCAUCCGAGCACUUGCGGAUUCAGUGUUUCAUGGCAUCCAGUGCUGAAGAGUUGGGUGGACUCAGAGAUAGGGCCAUGGGGUUGCCCAAAGGAGAGAAUAAUGUGUCAGAUGAUCAAGCAGGAGGUCAGCAGCACUCUCGCCAGAACCCCUCCAGGUCGUCUGCAAGUGCUAACGGGAAUCCAACGACACCGCCGUCAGGACCACAGGCAUCUGACAGCAACCUGCCAGAGGCUGAGUUGGCAGCUGAAUUCGAUUCGAAAAAUAUUAUGACCAAUCCGGAUGGAGAUAAUAAUGGUCCACAGUUGGACAGCUCUGCCAUGGCAGAUGAGGGAAACACCAACGCAAUGCCGGUGGCGAAGCCCAAACGCAAACCCAGACCCAGACCUCGCCUCACAGCCCCAAGGAAGCGAACAGCAAAACAGCAGCCACUCAAGACAGCAGCCGACGCCGACACCUCCACCACAACCACUACCACAACCACCUCCACCUCCACAACAGGUCCUCCUGAAGCUGUGUUGGAAGCUGAAGUCGAUUCAAAUAAUAUUAUGACCAAUCCGGAUGGAGAUUGUGGUCCUCAGUUGGACAGCUCUGCCAUGGCAGCUGAGGGGACCACCAACGCAAUGCCGGCGGCGGAGGCCAAACCCAAACCCAAACCCAGAGCUCGGUCCACAGCCCCAAGGAAGCGACCAGCAAAACAGCAGCCAGGCAAGACAUCAGCCGAGACCACCACAACCACAGCUCCUCCUGAAGCAGCCGCAGUCCCAGCCACCACCACAGAUCCAGCCACAGAUCAAGCUGAGGGGACCACCAACGCAAUGCCGGCGGCGGAGGCCAAACCCAAACCCAAACCCAGAGCUCGGUCCACAGCCCCAAGGAAGCGACCAGCAAAACAGCAGCCAGGCAAGACAUCAGCCGAGACCACCACAACCUCCACCACCACCACCACAGCUCCUCCUGAAGCAGCCGCAGUCCCAGCCACCACCACAGAUCCAGCCACAGAUCAAGCUGAGGGAACCACCAACGCAAUGCCGGCAGCGGAGGCCAAACCCAAACCCAGACCCAGAGCUCGGCCCACAGCCCCAAGGAAGCGACCAGCAAAACAGCAGCCAGACAAGACAGCAGCCGAGACCAACACUACCUCCACAACCUCCACCACCACCACCACAGCUCCUCCUGAAGCAGCCGCAGUCCCAGCCCCAGCCACAACCACAGAUCCAGCCGCAGCCCAAGCCACAGAUCAAGCUGAGGGAACCACCAACGCAACGCCGGUGACGAAGGCCAAACGCAAACCCAGAGCUCGGCCCACAGCCCCAAGGAAGCGACCAGCAAAACAGCAGCCAGGCAAGACAGCAGCCGAGACCACCACAACCUCCACCACCACCACCACAAUUCCUCCUGAAGCUGCCGCAGGCCCAGCUACAACCACCGCAGAUCCGGACCCAGCCACAGAUCAAGCCGCAGGACCAGCCCCAACCCCGGCCACCCCAAAGCCAGCGGCGAAGAGGAGACGGAAACAGUGGGAGUGGCCCCAGGCUACCAGCACCCCACUGGGCAAGACCGCAGCAGCCACCACCCUGGGGUCUCCGUCGUCCCUGGACAGCUCGGACAUGGAGGUGACGCCGAGCGGUCGGCCCAAGAGAAGAGCAGCUAAAGCGGCAAUUGAGUACCUGCACCACCUGACGAGCGUUCUAAAUAAGUCAAACAAAGACUUCCAUUCAAAAGACGAUGACGAAGACGAGGAUGAGGACGCAGAUGUGGACAAAGACAAAGACAACGACGAGGAAAAAGACGAGGACAAGGCUCAGAGCACGAAGAACCAGAGGAAGAAGAAGGAGGCUCUAGGCCGGGGGAGGGGCAAAAAGAGGAUGGCACCCGAACCAGACAGUGACAUGGCCGAAGACUCCGACUUCGUCCCUGAAAAGGAUGAUGAUGAAGAUGAAGAUGGGGAUGAGGAGGGGGACAGCGAGUACAUGGAUGAUGAUGAUGACGACGAUAAGGAGUUUUCCAGCCGUGCUGUGCGCAAAUUCAACUGUUCGCGAAAAAAACGACAACUGCCAUCUACUGUUUGCCUUUUUCCCCCGAGAGAAAACUACAGGCUCAACUUGAUUCAAGGUACAGCUAGCAAUGGGCUCCCGAAUAGGCUGAUGGAGCCGGUGUGGAAGACUUUCCCCGUAUACAAGGAAUUCCGUAAUGAAAACCUGCUGCCGUGGGUCUUGCCUGAGUGGAUACCGUCAGCCAAGGACUGGCAGUUUCUUACCUCAAGUGAGGCUGAGCCGUAUGUACCUCAAGAGAAGGCGUCUGCAGCGUUCAUGCUGUCACGGGAGAGACUAUCUCAGGGAAACAACCCUCAGGGAAACACCCCUCAGAGACUAAACAGGUUUGAGGCCAUGGAGUACCACAGCGAGCGCUGGGACUCCACCUUCUUCGUGGGCGGGCCCGUGUGGGCCAUGGACUGGUGCCCGUUGCCCGACGGCGCCACGGGGCUGCAGUACGCCGCGCUCUACUGCCACCGCGGCAUGGACGAGCGGCACAAGAGGAAGACCCUGCACACGGGCCCCGGCCUGCUGCAGCUCUGGGACAUGGGAGAGCUCUCCUACAGAACCAGGCCCUCCGGGGAGCCCCAGCUGUCCUACUGCCUGGCCCAGGACGAGGGCUGCGUCUGGGAACUCAAGUGGUGCCCGUCUGGGGCCUGGGAGCUCCCCUCCACAACCAGGAAGGGUCUCCUGAUGCCCAGGCUGGGCCUGUUGGCUGCUGCCUGCUCCAGUGGGAGGGUUGUCAUCUACAGCCUCCCCCACCCCAAAGCCCUGCUGGCGCACAGGAGAGACGGUGACGGCAGCCAAGGGCCUGUGAUAUGCCGGGUGUCUCCAGUGGCCAUCCUGUCUGUGGGCUCCAAUGGUCUGCAGUAUAAGGGCGAGAGCGGACAGUGCUUCACCGUCGACUGGCUGCCAAUCAAACCACACAACCUGGUGGCAGCAGGCUUCUACGAUGGCACUGUAGCGCUGUGGGACGUGAGCACCAAGUCCUCCCUGCUGCGUCUGCGCUCCCCCAGCAGGACGGCCACCCUCUUCCCCUACCACACAUUCCUGGCCCACGACGACCUGGUGCGCUCAGUCUGCUUCUGCAGGGCCUCCAGUGAUCACAUGACGACGGCCGGUGACGACCGCAUGACAAAGAUGUGGGACCUACAGAAGAGCCACACACCCCUCGUUACCACCAAACGCUACCUGACCACCGAGUCCAUUUGGCCGUUGCAGUGGUCCGGCACCGUAAUGUCUCAGGAAAACGCUUACGUCACGCUGGGCCAUCAGGGGCUUCACUAUGUAGAGUCAGGCUUCAUGGGCCUCAGGCACUUGUUUAUGCUCCCAAGGAAGGCCACCGUUUGGAGCGUGUCCAUGUCAGAGUGGCUGAACUGCUGUGUGACUGGCGACGGCAUCGGGGAGUUGAUGAUGAUGCUGGUCCCCACACUGGGCAGGAACGCCCUCCACCUCAAGAAGACCAAUGAACGCAGAUUUCCGGUGUACAGGGGCGACAUGGUGCACUUCGGCCCAGAGACGGAGGCCCAGAGUGGGCCAGAAGAUGAAGGUGAUAAGGGUACCCAUGGAGAUGGUGAUGGAGGUGGAGGAGAGGGAGGGAGUGCUGCUGAGGAGAGAGUGCUGCCUAGUGACCCAGGAGGGAGUGGUGCUGAGGAGAGCGUGCUGCCUAGUGACCCAGGAGGGAGUGGUGCUGAGGAGAGCGUGCUGCCUAGUGACCCUGCAGCAGAGCCCAACACCUACAGGGAAGCGGUGAAGAAGUACUACAUCCACUUCCACGACUCAGACAUGAGGAGUUUCAAAGAUGCAAAGACCAGACCCAGCAUCAAGCGGAUGAAGACCACCGAGGUCAAAGGGAUCCUCGCCAUCGACCGAAUGCCGCUCUCCUCACUACAUAAGGUGCGCUUCAAUCCCAACCUGGGCGCCAGCACGUGGGUGCUGUCCGCUGGGCAAGCGGGCCUGGUGCGGGUGCACUGCCUGCGGACGCUGGAGGCCUCGGUCAUGGAGAAGCUGCAGAGGGAGAGCUCCGUGCAGUUCUCCGCCAUGUUCCCUGCCCAGGACGGGCCCGACGCCGCCACCACCGUCCAGAGCAGCACCGAGGGCACCGUGCUCGUCUCCUAGCGCUAGCACUAACGCCAGCACCCACCUCAAGCAUGGAUGGAUGGAUGAAUGGAUGGAUGGAUGGAUUGAUGGAUGGAGGACUCACCCACCCAACCCAACCUAUUUGGAGUAGACUGGACAUAGGACUAAGGACAGUGUGCUCUGGUUUGCAACCCACCCCAAGCUUGGAUGGAUGGAUGGAUGGAUGGAUGGAUGGAUGGAUGGAUGGAUGGAUGGAUGGAUGGAUGGAUGGAUGGAUGGACUCAUCCACCCAACCCAACCUGUUUGGAGUGCCACAGAGGGCUGAGGACAGUGUGCUCUGGGUUGCAUCCAGCACACCAAAGCUUGGAUGGAUGGAUGGAUGGAUGGACUCACCCACCCAACCCAAACUGUUUGGAGUAGACUGAGGACGGUGUGCUGUGGUUUGCAACCAGCACACAAAAGCUUGGAUGGAUGACCCACACACACACACCAGCCUGUGGUGCUUUUCUCGAAAGCGUCGUUGCUAACUAAGUUUUACUUACUUGGUAAAUUGCAAUGCAAUUUCCCCAUAGGCAACCUACUAAGCUGCUAACGGGUUAACAACAUUGAUCCUGUUUGGAGCACCACAGAAGACUGAGGGCACUGUGCUCUGUGCUCCAACCAGCACACCGAAGCUUGAAUGGGUUACCCACCCACCCAAUCAAAUCUGUUUGGAGAUCCACAGUGGACUGAGGACCUUGUGCUCCACCAAUCUCUUAAGAGCACCACUUACAGUAUCUCACCUCUAUCAGGGCAGCAAGUAAGGGAGUAGACAGUGAAAAAAACAAGCCACCAGUGCACAGGUGAUUCAGGAAGUAAGUCACUUGAAUUAAGUUAUGGAGCUCCACAGAUGACUAAGGACACUGUGCUCUGGGUUCCAACCAGCACACCAAAGGUUGGGAGCUGCCCUGUUUCCAACAAUGUUCCUGACCUCUCUCCUAUGGUAACAUCACAAUAAUGGACACAAUAAUAAAGAGAACUCUGGUCUCUGGUGUAGCGCCACACAAAACGUGUCUUCCCCUCCCUCACCUGUUCAGAAUAGCACCAUGGACCAUAAUUUGCGGGCCUAUCUGCUCUGCGUUCCGAGCACCACACCACACCCCAAUCAUGCCAGCUUACCCACCUCUAACAAUGUUCCUGACCAUCAGAACAACACUUAGAUGAUGUAUGACGUUCAUUAUGUCUUUAGGCUAUAACCGUUUUAGUUCUUUUGUUUCAGACAUGUAAAAGUUUAUCUUUUACCUGACGUGUUUCGACGGUGAAACUUCCGUCUUCCGUCACUUCUGUCAGGUAAAAGAUAACAAACUUUUACAUGUCUGAAACAAAAUAACCCAAACAGUAACACUCAGAUGAACUGCACCCCUCAUUCACCAACUCUCUUCACAGCAGCAAAGAACAAUGUGAUCUGGUUUGCUAUGACUACACUAACACUUACACCCCCCCUACCCCCCAAAUCAGGGUAUCAAGUAAGGAAGUAGACAAUGAGAUAAACACGCCACCAGUGCAGAGGUGUUCCAGGGAGUAGACAGUGACCCAAACAAGCCACCUGUACACAGGUGUUCCAGGAAGUAGGGUUAGUCACUUACAUUAGGUUACAAUAUGUGUCAAUUUUCAAGUAGGGAAAUCUUGUUGUAUUUUUUUCUCCAGUAAAAAAGUUGGCACUUUCCAUGAAGUUUGUAUGAAUGUGUUAGUGUUACAACACUUGAUGAAUGUGAAUUAUAUGAAUACAAACUUCAUUGAAAGUGUUAAUGAAAAAUGAAAUGUAAAAAGUCACAGAGGUCCUCUACAAGAACGUUAAGCACUUUCUUUGAUAUAAUUGACCCUGGUCAAGUGGAAUAUUCUACAGUUGAGGUGCCCAGAUGUGAACAUACAUUCAUGUGGACACUGAUGAUAGUCUGAUGCCUUCUGCAGAUAGAGGGACAGACUGAUGCACAGGACGACAGAUGAGCAGUUGUUGGGGAAACUGGUGGGUCUAUGGUCAUCUGUUAUGGUUUUCUGUCCCACUGUCUCUGUUUUUUUUUAAAGAGAAAAAGACUGUGAAACAAGCUUUACUUGUUCCAGAUGUUCUACUUGUUUCACAUGUUACCGUUUUUAAUAUUUUUACGAUUUCUAAUUUGAUUGUAAAUAAAUGCUGGAUGUAACACUUGAACUUGAACUUGGCCCAAAGCCCAAGAGAGAUCUCUUGAAGCUGGCACUUGGAACGAUCGGCUCUUCCGUUUGUCUCUUGUUGUACUCGCAUAGGGGGGGGUCGAUUUCUCUUUGUUAAUCGCUUUUAUAUGUUAUUUAUUUUGUGUGAGAGCUCUGGUAAUUGACCGUUGAACUUUUAUUAAAAAUUACAUCUUUUUUCCAUUUC